Messenger RNA from Prorocentrum cordatum, 471 nucleotides. NCBI's taxonomy places the organism in Eukaryota, Dinophyceae, Prorocentrales, Prorocentraceae. The record is from the annotation of a GenBank genome assembly.
AUGUAUUUCAAUCGCUGGGGUGUUGCGGAUUGGACGUGGAGCGGAGGAGGAGGAGGAGGAGGCGCUCAGAAGACCCGACGGCGGCGCUCGGGGCGCCGACGGCUGCUGGCCCCGCGAGAGGCGAGGGCCUGGUCGCCACAGUGCGGGUUCCGCCGCGCUGCGCGUCACAUAAGAGCCCCGCUUCCGCUCUCUGAUGAUCCUCUUCCUUCCUCUUCCCUCCUCUCUCCUCUCCUCGUCUUCCUCCGCCUGCUCGCUCCUCGUCCUCCACCUGCCUUCCUCAUUAUCAUCCUGACCAGCAUCCUUCCCUCCUCAUCCUCCUCCGCGUCCUUCUUCUCCAUCGCCAGGGGCCAGCAAUACUUCUGGAUCUGGGAAGGCGCCGGGAAGCCCGCCGGGGAGGACGCAUGCUGGCCCAAUUCUUGGCGCUUCGCGUAUCCCCACCAGCCGUUUCUCCCUUCCGCUUGCGCAGUUUAG